Molecule: messenger RNA, 12132 nt
Organism: Syngnathoides biaculeatus (alligator pipefish)
Lineage: Eukaryota; Metazoa; Chordata; Actinopteri; Syngnathiformes; Syngnathidae
Exons: 5
Coding region: 2490-3998 (502 amino acids)
Biological process (GO): proteolysis
Molecular function (GO): aspartic-type endopeptidase activity
Source: RefSeq, a predicted model, not a curated record
GAGAGUUGUUAGUGGAUGCUAUUUAUGUGCUGUGAGCUAAACCUGUUUUCUGUACUGUUUACAGGCAGUGUCUGGGACACUGUUUCCUGGAAGACAACCAAAGACACCCUCAACACUGAAACCUGACUGGACACAACACCUCCUCUAACGUGGGCCCAGACAAAAGGUAAGCAGAAUACCUAUUACUAUUUGUUGAAAUUCUGCACGUUAAAUAUUGUUGGAAGGAGGAAAGUUGUGAAAGUUGGGAGUCGGUGGUUUGACGGUAGAAGAUAGAUAAACAAGUCUGGGACUUGAACAGCAUCAGGGAUCCAAUUAAGAGAGGUCAGGGGCCUUAAUGAUAAACAAGUCUGGGACUUGAAAAGGAUCAGGGAUUCGAAUAAGGGAGGUCCGGGACCUCACUGAAUAGAGGCAUAGUGACGACUGUGUUGAUACAUACAAGGUGUGAAGAGAAAAAUUCUUGAGGGGAGUUUUAGUUGUGGAAAGUGGUGUGUAUCGCCCCUUCUGUGAGAGAUCAGAUUGGACAAACGGGGUUGAAAAGAGCGGGUUGUCAAUAUGACUGAUGAAAUUAAUGAUGGGAGUGAGAGGAAUGGAGUGAGAUUGAGGAUAUGUCUGUGAAGUUGGAAGCGCAAAUUGUGAGUGGCAUUGAAAAAAAGAAAUUAAGAAGGCAAGAAUGAGAAAAGUUUUUGCUAAGUUAUAAAGUGACCAAUUGUUUAGAGGCUUUGCAACAGGCUGGAACAUGGAAAGGCUGGCGAGACAGUUACAAAAGAAGGAAGUAGUGGCAAUGAGAGAAAAAGAGUCUUUGGAAGAUGAACAGGCAAGUGCAGGGUGGCGUCAGCGUAAGUUGUUAAAAGAAAGAGUGGCAGAAAAAGAAGAAGAAAGGAGGUCAUUACACAAUUUGGCUACGGCAGAUACGGCUUUGGCAGCAGUGGAGGAGGUUAAAAGAAAGGAGAAAGAGAAAGCAGAACAGGGAGAAUAUGAGUACAAAGGGAUUUACCCAUCCUUGCCGGUUGCUAAACAGCCCACGGCACCCGACUCACAUGAAACAUUUGCACCACCCCCGUAUGUGGAAAAAGUUAUUAUGGCUCCUGUGGUGACUCUGGGUGGACGAAUGGUGAUGGAUAUAGAACGAGAAGGGGAGAGAGUUGAUUCGGGGAUUGUCCAGCUGAUUUCAGAAGCAAUGAACAGAGAAAAGAAAAAAAGAAGAGAGGGAGACACGUCUGAGUUGAUGACGUCAACCUCACCGACGCGGAAGGCAGACACAGAUGAGGAAAAGCGCAAGAGAGUGAGACAAGAGAAUGAGCAAAUUGUUGAGAUGGAGAAAGAGAGGCGCGCGCAAAAGAGGCAGCGAUGUUAACAAAAGUGACUGAACAAGGACGGGGGAGGUUUAGAGACAGUAGUGGGAGUAGUGAAGGAGAGGAUGAAAGUGAGGUAGGUCAGCAGAGAAGAAUGGUGAGGCUUGUAAAGCAGGAUGUGAGAAGAAAAGUGAGAGAAGAAGGAAAAGAACAGGCCCAGUAUGCAUUGAGAGAAAGGCAGGAGAAGAAAGGAAAAGGGGGGUCAAUGUACCCCAUGGUGAUUACUAGAGAGGGACAGCAGUAUGAACCAAUGGUGUUGCGGGAUGUCACAGCGAUGAUAGGGGAGGAAAUGUGUGGUUGAGCAAAUUUUUGGCAUUGAUGAGUGGGCAAAGUUGUACGUUCUCUCGUGCUCUCUGGUGCAGCUGCAGGCAAUUGAGGAGGCGGCAGGCACGGCUGAUUUGGGGAGAGAGACACCUCUCCCACAUGUGGCGGGACAAUUGUUUGAGCAGAUAAAAAUCACAUUUCCACAACCCACUGAUUUGGCACCAACUAUGUUUCCGUGCGACAUUAAAAUGUCACCAGCUCAACAUUAUGUAACGUGUUGAAAGUUGGACUGAGGCAACAGGUCGACAUCCAGCCCUGUCACCUGAGGCGGAGGUCCUGUUCCAGACGGCGAUCAUUGAUGGACUUCCGCCGGCGGUGAAGAAGCAGCUGAUGUCAGAUCCAGAUAUACUGGUAUGUGCGGAGGCGCGAUUCAAACGUCAUCUGUUUCACCACUGGAGAGCGUUUUGUGAGACCCAGGUUAAAGUAGACAGUGAGGCUGAGGCCCUGUCCAAACAAUUGAUAAAAUUGCAAUUGGCUAAAAUGCAUGGGGAAGCAAAACAAAGCAAAGUACAGAAAAGAGAGAUGCAAAUGAUGCAGGGUCCUCAGGUGCAGGGGCGUGGAUGACCGGUGUUGCGGGUGGACUUCGGGGAAGAGGAGGGAGCAUGCCAGGUCUUAUGAUGAGACCACAGUACCAACAGCAAUUGAGUGGUGCCAUCUGCGGGGCAUCAGACCACUGGGCCAGAGAGAGUCCUCAACAGCAACAACAAGGUGGGAGGCCACCACAAGGACCAGGAGGUCCGGCAUAAGGUCAAGGAGGAAGACCAGUCUCGGGAGGACCACCGCCCGCUCGACGUCCCUGGACGCAACAACAACAUGGAGGUCAGUACUUGCAACACACUGACCUCUGGGACACACAGGGCGAAUAGGGGUGCCCAGGGGACUAGGGGCAUGGCAGAACCCAUGCUCCAGGUGACCGUGGCAGGACAACAGCUACAGAUGCUGGUGUACACGGGGGCGACAUAUUCAUCAAUCAACUCAGUGUUGCCUGCAUCAUCCCUGUCAAAGAGAACAUUAAUCGGUUUCCUGGGAUCACCAAGAACUCUGCACUUCACUAAACCACUUGAGACUCUUGUGAACGAAGGGAGACAUUGCCUCUGGGACACAUACAUACAUUCAUAUGAGACUCCCAUUAAUCUAAUGGGCAGAGAUAUGUUGUCGGCACUGCAAGCAAAGAUAUUGUGCGGGCCGGAGCGUGUGAUUGUCCAGUUCACAGAUGGAACGAGCAUCCGAUGCCAGCAGCACGUCAACCAAUAUGGUGAGUGGCUCAUGGCACCGUUGACCUCGGAGGAGGAGUCGGCAAUCAUCUACUGGGCCAGACUGGAACCAGAAACACCUGCAGCUGGCGGAGUGUUCUCGACUUUUCUCCUGUGGAAGCCCUGGAUCUUCUCGUUGGCACCAUAUCAUGCACCGGCUGACCCUUUGCACUGCACUCUGUACUAUGACCGAAAUCAUGAUGAUGUGUAUCAGGACAUGUUUGAAGAAAUAGAAGGUAAAUUAUGGAAAAUAACAUCCUCAUGCAUACUGAUUGGCAAAGAAGGUUUGGCGGCACUCACAAAUUUAACUCAAGAACAAAUUUCAUGGUUUAAGAUGACGGGUGAGGGGUCUCCACACAUCUCAUUGACAGUAGCCUCGGGCCAUGAGGCCCAACAGUUGGGACCAAUGGUCAAACGCCUCAUGGGACAGGUUGAUUGGCAGAAAACGCAGACACCACACAUAUAUUGGUCACCCUCUCAAAAAGCAUAUCAAAUUCAACAAGACAUGGAAGAUGAAGGGUGGUUGGAAAUGGUUUUGUUGUCACGGACACACGGUCGGCAAUUAAUGGAUCAUGAGCAGGCAGCAGUUAUGAUGGAUGAGGUGCCCGACACGGUGUGGUCUCAAGGACCAUUUGAUGUGGGGCUCUUUCAUUUAAGUGAACCCAUAACUUUACAAAUUGAGGAGAGACAGGUGAUCUGGCGACCUCAAAAUCAAUGGCCAGCAGAAGCAGACCAGGGGAUGGAGGACACACUGUGUGGGCUCUGGGACGCAGGAGUAUUGGAGGUGUCAACAUCAUCAUGGAACACCCCGUUGAGACCGGUGAGAAAAGCACACGGUGUAACAUGGAGGAUGGCACACGAUCUCCGACCAGUAAAUGAGGUGACAACUACGCCUGUUCUGCCAGUGCCUGACCCACACAGAAUUUUGUCAUCAUUGAGCCCGCAGUAUCAGUGGUUCACGGUGAUUGACUUUGCCAAUGCAUAUUUUUGUCUUCCAUUAGAUCCAUCAGUUAGCCAUGUGUUUGCAUUCACGUACAAGGGUCGCCAGGCAUUUUCAAUCAAGUGCUGAAAGAUCUGCUAAGCCCGUGCCAGAUGCCACAACGAACUGUGUUGGUGCAAUAUGUUGAUGAUUUGUUGAUUGCAGCAAUAAACGAUGAAGUGUGUUUAGAAGGGACACGGAAGGUGCUCACAUGGUUGGGGGAGAUUCAAGGUGUCCAAGAAGAAGUUGCAGUGCUGCCAUCAAAGUGUUGUGUUCCUAGGACGAGUGAUAACACCAGGAGGUUUGAGCAUGUCCCCCGAUCAUAGGAAUGCAAUCCUUCACCACCCACGACCCACCACAGUCCAGGAAAUGAUGUCAUUUUUGGGGCUGUGCGGAUACAGCCGGCAAUAUAUUCCUUGUUUUGUAGAUCGGAUCAGGGUCCUGAGGACCUCAUCAAAGCCCAGGAGCUCGAAACCCGAAAGCGACCCAAGAGUGGACGCCGGAAGCGGGAGAGCAGUUUGUGAAACUGGUCCAGGACCUGUCCUCUGCGGCUGCAUUGGCCACGCCUGACUGCUCCCUGCCCUUCCAUUUGGAUCUAGCCAUUUCUGGUAAAACAGUUAAUGGUGCACUGUAUCAGAAAAUUCAUCACAAACGUGCAGUACUAAUGUAUUGUAGUGUCCCACUAGACAACAGCCAGAGUGUGCUAGGUAUGCGGCAGGAUUAGCAAAGAUCUUGCUUAAAACUGCCCACACAGUAAUGGGACAUCCUGUGUUUGUCCUGACGGACCACGCCAUCUCAUCUUUUGCUGCAUCUGCAGCAUUCACAUUGACACCAUUGAGACAAUCGAGACUGAUUAAAACGCUGACAGCACCCAACAUUAAUUAUGUACAUAUAGGAAUCAACAUGGCUGACCAACUAGUGGUGGGACCUCAUGAGUGUGCGGAAAGAGUUCAAACAGUGGCCAAAGCGAGACCCGACCUGGAGGCCACACCGUUAAAUCAUGGUCGAGUGUUGUUUACAGAUGUGUGUUGUUGGAGGUGCCAGCAGCAGUGGUCGAAUGGAGGGACGGGACCUUCCAACCAUUAAAAGUACAGAAGUUGGUGACCCAUCCGUCAGCACAAGCGGUGAGGUAGUAGCAUUGACUCUGGCUCUGAAUGAAUGCAAGGGCCAGGCCGUGACGGUGUAUUCAGAUUCGGCGUAUGCAGUGUCCGCACCGCUCAUUGACUUGGCGGGAUGGCUGAAGAAUGGGUUCACCACAGCUAAAGGUACCGAAAUUGCUCAUAAACAACUCAUGCUGCAAUUAUACGAUGCCCUACAGGUACCAAGUAAGGUGGCUGUCGUCAAAGUGCCUGGCCACUCAAAAGCAGGUACCUUGGUGGCCAGGGGUAACCAGGCAGCAGAUGUGCUCGCAAAGCAGCAGGCAGGAUAUGGAAUUGCAGUGGGAAUGAUGUUGGCAAGAGUGUGUGCUCAACAGAAUGCGGCGUCACCCGAGCAGGAGUCAAUGUGAAUUAGCGCACAGGCAAUGAAGCCGUCCGACAACCUGUGGAUAACGUGGCAGCCUCCUAGCAGGAGAUAGCAAGAACAAAAACAUCUAAUCAUCAGAACUGUUCGAACUGCUGCAUGUCAAAGAAAUGAUGACCACUGAGCCGGAUCUCAAGAUACCUGAGGUUUCCAGCGGCCGAGUCGACGUCCAGGCAAAGACCGUGGCCACGGCACUUGAGACCCUUUCCGGGACUGGGCCUCGACUUUGCGCCUGGAGGCUGAGGGUUGACGAGAAGCUGAAGGGAGUGAAGACAUCUCUGGUGAGUAGGAAACUCCCACACUCAUGAGGAAUGAGUGAAUGCGCGUCUGGGUGAUUUGUGCAGAACCAAACCUCGAGAAUACUAGUCAUUAUCGAGUUGACUAAUUAGUCUAUAAAACUGAGAAAAGGGCAAGGUGUGUCCUGUACGUGAGCUCCGUGAGACGUGUGCAUGUGUAAAAGUGUGAGUGGAGGUUUGGUACCUCAUUUGAACAGGAAAUUGAGUGACAACUGUUUGACAAUGCAGUGAUAAGAAUUCUCCGCCACUUGUGGUAGAAGGUUGAGAAUUACGUAAUUGUCACCCUGUUCAGGGGAAGUCAGUAUAGUCACCCGAGGUGAACCACUGACUCUAACAGGGGAAAAACAAAUAGCAAAAUAGUUGAUAAAUAGCAAAAUAGUUGAAACACAACAUCUGAAAAAAAAAAUAAUAAUAAUGAUGUGUAAGGACGAGAAGUUUGUAGAAAGCAAAUGUCCUACUAAAACCAAACAUCUAAAUUUGUGGAUAACACAAUAUGACUUUGCUGGCUAGCUCAACAUACACACAAAAAAAUAUAUAUAGUUAACCUGCAGGAUAAAAUAAGAGAAACACACACACCACACACACACACGCAAAAAAAAAAAAAGGCUGGACUCAAGAUGAUGUGAAAACGGCCAUAAAAGGUAUCACAUCUCAUGAAGUUGAUGUAACAUAAUUCGUCCAGGGAACGCAAGACUUGAGAAAAUCUUACCACUUAAAUGGACUGGAAAUACAAUAAAUUUGGAUGUCGGCAAAGUACUUUCUCACAGCAGCAGGGAGUUUGAGGGUUAAUAUCGUGCACCUAUGCUAGAUUUAGAAAAAAAAAAUUCUUCUGCCAUUGGAAGAGCAAAAUAAAAUAACAAUGAAUCAUUUGAAGAAUAUAGAAUUGGAAUAAAUGCAUGUUUUAAAGCAAACAGAGCAUUCCUGAAGAUCACAAUCCAGGAGUGUGUAUCAAGGGCAAUUAAAAAAAAUGCUCUUCAUGUGAAUUCAAAUUAUCCUAUAAAACAAUGGAUUGCAAAACAUUUGGUUGACAAACCGACUGGCAAUCUGUAACAAUAUGUUAACCAAGCACUACAUGCAGAAAGAGUGCUACAAAAUAAGAAAAAGAAAAUUGACACCUUUGUGACAGAGAAAUGAGAAAUUUAUGGAGCUAAAUGUGAAACAUUUAAUAAUUGUGGCUGCAGAUGAGGAAGACAGCAGCCAUCUCCCCAUCAAAAAUGUCACAACUAAUGCUCCCAAAAUGCAACUUUUUAAUUUGUCCCAUACGUUUUUUGGGAAGAGAUGGCUUGCUGAAACUAGGUGUUUAAUUCCCUCUCUGACAGGAAAAAUAGAAGUAAAAAGAAAAAAAGGAAUUACUGGGAGGACAGUUAAAUAUCUUGCAAAAUAGGAAUCCAGCGCUCUAUUAUUACACCUUACAUAUUCCAAACAAACUUCCCACAAGAACAGGAGAUUUAUUGCUGCAAACAGCUCAAGACGUGAUUGAACAACCACAAAAUGACGUAGGAAGUGACUCAUUGGAUGUGACAAUGUAGUAUAAGAUAAACAUAUAACAGCCCACACCAGACAAAAUCAUGAUUAUCUGUACUCAGAUGGUAUAUCAGUCGUGGUGACAGGAACAAGACUGACUGACAAACUAAAUACACGACACAAGGAAUGGACACCACCACACACGUCAUUACAACGGGAGUGGAAGUGUUUGGGACAAUUUGUUUUGGUAGUACGAAAUGUUCCUGAUUGGACAGAAAAACAACCAGAUUUGGAUUGGGACGACUGAACUCUACAGACAAUAUCUUAUUGGACAGUCUUAAACAAUCUGAGACCAGAUGCUGCUGUAUUCAAGGUGGUAUCACAAUCUACACAGACAAUACUGGAAAAAUAGAGGAAUAGCGACAACUACAGGGAACACAUUGACAAAUCCAGAGCUUCGACAAAAUAUGGUCAUAGCAGUUCAAUUACCAAAAGAAAUAUAAAUUUGCAGUACACACAUCAAAUACAGACAAAGAAUCAUUAGGAAACGGAUUUACAGAUAAAAUAGCAAAAGAAGCAGCAGCCAAAACCUUUAUGGGAUGAGCUGACUAUGUAACAAAUGAAGACAUAGUUUGAGAUGUGCUAAACAAAAUGCAACAACAAAGCUUACCAGUAGAAGUAAAAAUGUGGAAAAAAUAAGGUACUACAUUAAAAAACGGGAAUUAUGUCAGCACAGAUACAAAAAAAAAAAAAAAAAUUCUACCAAAAAACAUUUUUUAAGUGGGCGGCAAUCUUGAGCCAUGGAAAGUCUCAGGUCUCAACAGGGGGAAUGGUAGCCCUGGUACAAAGGCAUUACAUGAUCCAUGGAUUUAACUUGUAUGCAAAAAACUUUUUUUGUAGGUCUUGUUUGAUCUGUGUGCGACAUAAUCCACAAGGGAAUGUGCAUCCAAAACGUGGUCAGUUUCCUCAAGCUUCACAUCCAUUCAUCCCUCCAUCCAUUUUCUUAGCCGCUUAUCCUCACAAGGGUCGCGGGGAGGGCUGGAGCCUUUCCCAGCUGUCAACGGGCAGGAGGCAAGGUAGACCCUGAGCUGGUUGCCAGCCAAUUGCAGGUCACAUGGAGACAAACAGCCGCACUCACAAUCACACGUUGGGGAAAUUUGCACACAAUGAUAGAUUUAGUCUAACUAUACAUACAUUACAAGCACGUAAGGGUCUCAUUCCAUUCAAAACACUGUUUGGGAGACCAUACAAAUUACCAAUAUUUUCCACACAAUGAGAGAUGGACGAAUGAUGAAGAAAAAAAAAAUAAAAAACACACAAGUGGGUCCCUUUCAGGAGUUAUUAACAACCCCAAACAGCUUAAAAAAUUGCAAAAAAGGGUACUUGAGUUAAUUUGUUCAUUGUAGAAAAGUUUUUGCUUUUGAAACCGUUUUUAACACAAACAAAACCAAUUUGUUUUUAUUGGCCACUUGUAAGAUAGCUGUUCUCAUUCCCACUGCCAAGGUCGCUUUAGUCCGGUUAUACAUGGGAGUGAGACUGCUGUCAUAAUGCCAACCAAACAGUUAAAAUUUACUGUUGGGUGUUGGAUGAAAACGCAACGUUAUUUUAUUUUUCUCUUCGAGUGGUACCUGUGGGAACCACUCAAGGCCCCACCCAAAAAAAAAAACAAAAAUAAAAUAGAUAAAAUAAAAUAAAAACAAAACAAAUUGGAUAACUACGUACAAAAACGUGUCCAGAAGAUUGUGUUGUUUGCACAGUCCAGAGAUAAUACCAAUGCUAUUGAUUGAUAACAAAUGCAAAAAAAAAAAAAAUAGAAAAGUUGGGGGAUUCUGUGUAUCCAUUAACUUGUCUUGAAAAACAAAAAAAAAAACUGUUUUCUAAUGGCGUGUCACUAGGAAAUUUCACAUGCAUCAAUUUGAUAGGGCUAGAAACAAAUUGGGAAUUUUUUCAGCGUUGAUGUGUGAAGCCAUUUUUGUGCCACUGUCAUGGUGGUGCGGCAGUAACUGUCUUUUUGAUUUUUUUUUUUUUUUUUUUUACGCCGGAUGUCUUUCCUGAUGCAACCCUUCUGCAUUUAUUCGGAGAGAGAGCUGGAGCCAAUCCCAGGAAACUUGGGGCAGCGGCAGACUACACCCUGAACUGGUCGCCAGCCAGUGGCAGUGCAGAUGUCGACACUAUGACUGAGCGGGAAUCGAUCCCACGCUGCCUUCACUCGAAAUGUCCCUCUGAGGGAAACCCGAACUACAACGUGGCCCGCAAGAGAAAUUACUUUGACAUCCCUGCAAUACACCAUCAGAAAAAAAAAUAAUAAAAAUGUAACAAGUUACUGUGCUUUAAUAACCUUAUUACUGCCAUUUGUCUAUUCAUCCUAUGUCUGUUUAUGAAUUAACAUCAACUGUACAUGCAGUUUUACCCGAACACUGGCAUAGACUGAGCAAGAGCUGAAUGACAUGGACAAAAUAGCAGUAAGAAACACGUGGAUACAUCUUACACACUGUAAAAGGUCAUCUCAGCUGAGUCACCCAAGGGGCAAGGUGAGCAAAGACCAGCAUACGGUGGGUGCAGAUUUAUAGUAUCUGAAAAUACCUGAAGGCUGGUGAAGAUUUAAAAGACACUUGACUCAUUUUGGGGUUACUUGGUUGACAUGACUUCAAAAUGGCUAAAUAAUAUGAUAGCAUGUUGGGUUGCAACAUUGACAGCUGUAAUGAUAUUUUUGUUCAUAUGCUAAUUUUGGACACCUCUUAAGCUGGCAAAAAUACAUAACAGAACCAAUAAUUAUACUCAGUUAACUAUGCCUACCACACAUAAGAUAAAGAGGCGCAACCUCAUUUCAAAUAACAUUGGUAAACUAUGUGGGAGUCACCGAUGCAUGAGAGGAGGACUCCAUGUGUCUCUGCCAGUGAAUCAGUUCAGCACUUAUUCAAUUCCUUGGUGGACUCUAAUUUCUGGGGAUUCCAUCUGUGGGGUUAUGCUCAAUGAAACCCCCACUUUCUUCUCACCAUUUGCCAAUUUAAUGCUACCUUCGACCCGAAUGCCAUACAAAAGAGUACAUAUACUAUGGAAGGAGUAUUUUAACCGAAAAACCUGAGGAAGAUUUAUUCAUUAUUAUGAUUAUCUUUUUUUACAAAUAGGAAACAAAUCUGGUUAUUAAUGUAGAAUGCAGCAAACAAGGUAAACUAUCGUUACAUCACAUGCAUGGGCCCUGAGCCACUAAUGUGUGUCAUUCCAACAGAAAUCCCAACACAAUGUACCCUGGAGGUAAUGACUAAAACAACUCCUAACACCACUUGUCAGAAAUGAAAAAGUGUUUAUCCAACAACUAAGGCAGUAAAUGAUAAACUGAUAUUAUCUACUAAUGUUGCGUUGGCUGACUUGUCCUGUGUUAGCUUUACAGGGACAGAUUUUAAGGUGGGAAGUCUCAACAAAACAUGGUGUCAUGAUCUCCAUCUGUAAACUGCCCCACUGCUCCCAUGCAGCGAUUUGUUGUGGUAGUGUUUUGGUCAAAAGUUGUAUGACACACUGAUAAAUGCAGCAGGAAUGUGUACACUGGUAUCACUGCUCUUAUCUGUGACUGUGUUUCCAUCCAAAGCAGAGGAUAUACAAUUGGCCGCAUCCAUCUUUGGACCUCCCCUUGGGUUCUCCCAAAGGCGAAGGUCCUCUUGGAAAGAUGGAGAUUUGACAUACAUUGAUGCAAAUGGCAUCCCAACUGCUUACCAGAUGAGUAUAAGUUGGUUAACGAGAUUGCUGCAGGAUGGGAAUCCAUCUUGUUAUGGAUAACUCUGAAUAAAAAUGUUGACAGAAUCAACUUCAUACAUUACAAUGUACAGAAACUAGGUAAUUAUACGGAAGCAGGCUUUAUUGCCAUAAGGGAACAACCAGCUGCAACCUCACUCAUGACGUUCCAGAACCGCAUAGCGGUCGACAUGCUCCUGUCCGAGAAGAGUGGCGACUGCUCAAUGUUCGGUGACCAGUGUCGUUUAUUCCAAAUAUCACAGCACCUUAUGGGUCACGCACAAGGGCCAUUCAAGGCCUCCGCACCCUGAACCACAAGAUGAAGGAGCACUCUGGUGUAAACACAUCAGCCAGGUCUGAGUGGUGGGGAAAAAAAAAGUUUGGCAAAUCUAAAAAUUUGGUGUUCUCUGUCCUACUUUCUAUCACUGUUUGUAGCUAUUCUUGCAUUGUGUGGAUGCUCUUGUAUUCCCUGCAUAAAGGCAUCACUUCACCAACUUAUAACCACUGCUAUUGCCCCGACAAAUUCAAAAUUGGCAGAAAUAUAUCCACUAUUGGCACAACAGAGUAAUGACAGUGAUAUUGUUGACCACGAUGAUGACGUUAUGACUUUUUUUCCAGACCUGUUCUCUGAUCCAGAAGAUUACAAGUAAUUAGUGCUAUAUUUUCCUCCGAGUGUAAGCCGAAAGGGUGAUCUAUUAGAUGAUUUAAGGAUUUGAGCAAAUGUAGGAUAAACAGGAGGAUAAUGUAGAAGUAAUUGUAAAUAGUAUUAAGUAACUGCUUCUGACUGCAAUGAAGAAAUGCUUUGCUCUGCUCCAAUUCAGUUACUGCUCUGCCUGCAAUGAAGAAAUGCCUUGCUCUGCUCCAAUUCAGUUACGGUUUCUGCCUGCAAUGAAGAAAUGCUUUUCUCUGCUCCAAUUCAGUUACUGUCUCUGCCUGCAAUGAAGAAUGCUUUGCUCUGCUCUAAAAAACGUGGUAGCAAAUGUAGGAUAAACAGGGGGGAAAUGUAGAAAUAAUUAUCAUAAUUAUCACACAUCUGCUUCCAAUAAUGAAAUGCUUUGCUCUGCUCUAGAUAACGUGGCAGCAUCCUAGCAGGAGAUAGCAAGAACAAAAACAUCUUAUCAUCAGAACUGUUAGAACUGCUGCCUGUUAAAAAAAUGAUGCGCACACAUGUAUUCAGCAAUCUUCCACACAUGCACACGCACAUGAACAAACAU